CGACAAAGAAAAAAGUAAGGUUAUACUUUGAUAACCUCAAAGCUUUUCAAAGGUAUUUUUGGUUUUAUGUACGUUUUGCUAAAAAUGAGGACGUUGUGCUUAGUGUUUUCGAAAGCAACGAUUAGGACUACCAGUUUCCAACAGAUUCGCUGCUUACCCAGAUGGAAUCACAGGCGUCCUGUAAAAAUAAUCGCUAGUGAUGAAUAUGAUGAGGAAAGGGACACACAAAUAAAACCAAAACACCAUGAACACAAGAACGAAGAAGAAAUCAAAAGCCCCUCAAAAAUAAAUUGGAAUCCUCCAAAACCAGCUACUAAAAUACUGGAGGAAAUCAAGCAAGCUACUAAGCCAAAAGAAUAUAAAGUGAAAGCAAAUAUAAAACCUAUUACAAUUACAAAGAAGAAAACAGUCUCAAAAAAAGCUGGGUCUUUUGAUAUGCUAGAGACAAUAAUAGAUAAAGAUGGUAAUUUUAUAUAUACUAAGAUGGCAAAUAAUGACCCAAGGAUUUCAGCCAUUAUGGCUGCAGUCAAAUCUAAAAAAGAAAAGACCAAGAAAGACCUCAUCUUACUGGAAGGUAAACGUCUGAUCAAAGAAGCCCUUGAUGCAGGGUGUAAGCUAGAUUACAUAUUAUUCAGUAGAAUGGAUGAAUUAGAUCACAUCAGACCAUCUCUACCAAAAACAGGGGCAAAGUUGUAUAAAAUGCCUUAUAGAGAGAUGCAGCUUUGGUCAGACCUUGUUACAAAUCCUGGCAUUAUGGGAUUGUUCAAAAUACCAGAUGCUGAGGCUAUAAAAGUGCCUGAAGACACACUUCCUAUAACAGUUAUCUGUGAUAAUGUCCGUGAAGGGAACAACCUGGGGGCUAUAUUGAGGACAUGCAGUGGAGCAGGAACAAACCAGAUUAUCUUAACAAAAGGUUGUGUCAAUGUCUGGGACACCAAAGUACUCCGAAGUGCAUGUGGCGCCCACUUCAAACUUCACAUCGAACGCAAACAGGACUGGCCGGAUCUCAAGAAACUUAUUAAUCCAAACUCAUCUAUCUUCAUAGCUGAUAACCAAACUGUCACUAGUACUAACAGUAAAGAGGUGAUCAAUGCUAUCAGGUCCGUCCCAGUGCUGCCAUAUUAUAGUGUAGAUGUUACUACAGCUCAGCACAUAGUAUUGAUCAUAGGAGGGGAGACUGAAGGCAUUAGUGAGGAGUCUUAUCAGUUAGCAGCUGAGACAGGUGGCGUCAGAUUGAAUAUACCAUUGAGCAAUGACGUGGACAGUUUGAAUACAGGAAUGGCACUUGGUGUUAUACUAUUUGAAAUGAAAAAGCAGUUGGUGAUGUCAAAGUUUAGAGAUCGUGCAAACAUCGUAGAGAACCAAGAUCCUAAAUUGAGUAUUUCUAUUUAAACCUCCUCAGUUUACUUUCCAUAGUCUGUUUUUGUGCAGUAAAAGAUACGUGUAUUUUCUUUUGUAACUAUAUGUAUAUAAACUGUGAAUUUGUUAUGGUUCCAAAUUUGACUUCUGUAAUAAAAGCAUUUUACAAAAUA
Messenger RNA from Acanthoscelides obtectus, 1532 nucleotides. The record is from the annotation of a GenBank genome assembly. NCBI's taxonomy places the organism in Eukaryota, Metazoa, Arthropoda, Insecta, Coleoptera, Chrysomelidae.